Messenger RNA from Closterium sp. Naga37s-1, 2283 nucleotides. The record is from the annotation of a GenBank genome assembly. Lineage: Eukaryota; Viridiplantae; Streptophyta; Zygnematophyceae; Desmidiales; Closteriaceae.
AUGUCUCAUUGCGCAGCUGAGCCUCGGGAAUCCCGCGCCGGGAGUCCCGAGAAGGUGCCGGCGCAGCAGAUUCGACAUCGGCGGCUUGUAGUAACGAGUCGGGCUAUAUCGGACCCGUUCGCGUUCUCGUUUGACGAUGGAGAGGAGAACGAGGAAGGGGAUGCGGCGGAGAGCUACGGUUGCGGCGACAACGAGCGAGACCCAGAGGAGGAGACCCUAGCAGCGCUCGACUGGCCCGCCCUCUGCGCCACCCUCUCGUCCUUCGCCUCCACCUCAUACGCCCGCCGCCUGCUGCUCUCCCUGCGCCCCCCCAAAGCCAAAGCACCCGCCCAGGCCCACCCCACACUCGCUGUCCCCUCUCACUCUUCCACCCACUCAGAAAGAACCCACUUGGAAAAAGCCCCUUCAGAAGAAACCCCGUUGUGGGGGUAUGCAGAGCUACAGGAGCAUUGCGAGGGGCUGCUGGAGGAAACAGCAGCGGCGAUCGAGCUGGAGGAGAGGGCCGGGGGCGCUGUGGACCUCAGUGGGGUGAAUGCCUCGUUAGUGGGUGAUGCGUUAAGAGUGCUGGGGCGCGGGAUGAGCGUGAGUGGGCGGCAGGCUGCUGCUGUGGCUGCGAUGAUGGUGGCGGCCAAUGGCGUGCGGCGAGGGGUCAUGGAUGCUGUUGCUGACGUGGAGCGAGGAGGGCAGGGCGGUGGAAGGGAAGGGGGUGGAAGGGAGGGGGGCGGAACUAGCCGGCUGCAUGUGCUUCUGGAUUUGCUCAAGCCCAUGGCCACCAGACCAGACUUGGUUCGGCGCAUCUGGUCCGCCGUGGACGAGGAGGGGCAGGUUCGGGACACAGCGAGUGCGGAGGCCAUCACCCUCUCUCCCCAGGCCAUCACCCUCUCUCCCCAGGCCAUCACCCUCUCUCCCCAGGCCAUCACCCUCUCUCCCCAGGCCAUCACCCUCUCUCCCCAGGCCAUCACCCUCUCUCGCGUGAUAGAGCCCACGUCAGCCGUGCAGCUGAACAACCGCUACAGCGAGGCCAGUGCGGAGGCGUGGCGGGCGGAGCAGGCAGUGCUGGCGGUGCUGUCACGAGACAUGGGGGAGGCGGUGGGGGACGUGCACGGGGUGCUGGAGGCGAUGGUUCGACUGGACGUGGUGAGUGCUGGAGGCGAUGGUUCGACUGGACGUGGUAGCGGGCAGGAAGCGGAGAGGGAAGUGAGGCAGGCGGAGGAAGAGGUGGGGCGAGCAGAGGCGGCAGUGCCUGUGCCGAUAGACGUGACAGUAAGGAGGGGGUGCCAUGUGGUGACUAUAACAGGGCCCAACACCGGCGGCAAGACGGCUGCCAUCAAGGCAGUGGGGCUCGCAGCUCUCAUGGCCCGAUGCGGCAUCUACGUGUUGGCAUCAUCACCCGCCCGCCUGCCUCUCUUUGACCUCGUGCUGGCCGACAUCGGAGACGCCCAGUCGCUCACGCAGUCCCUCUCCACCUUCUCCUCGCACCUCGUCCGCAUCAGAAGCAUCCUGGAAGCUGCCACCCCACGCUCCCUCGUGCUGUUGGACGAGCUAGGAGCGGGCACGGACCCAAUAGAAGGGGGUGCUCUGGCCACAGCAGUGCUAGAGCAUCUAGCAGGGGGGUCGGAAGAAGGUUCAAGUGAAUCUUCACCUGUUUCUUCUGCUGGUGCUCUGCUGACCAUGGCUACAACGCAUCACGGGCAGCUCAAGACCCUCAAAUACAGAGAUGCUCGUUUCGAAAACGCCUCGGUGGAGUUUGAUGACCAGCGCCUCGCUCCCACCUACCGCCUCCUGUGGGGCAUCCCGGGGCGAUCCAACGCGCUUAAUAUCGCGCAAAGGCUCGGGCUGCCUGGAGAUAUCAUUUCGGCUGCCCGGGAGCUGCAAGGCAGUGCAAAGAUGCAAGUGAAUGAGGUAAUAACAGCAAUGGAGGAAGCUAGAAGGGCGUAUGAGACUGAUGUGCAGGCCACUGCCUCUAUUCUAAGGCAAGCAGAGUCUCUUUAUUCUGACCUAACUUCAGCUGCCCGGCGCCUGCAGCUGCACCAGCAGGCGCUGCAGCUGGAUGGGCAGCAAAAAGUUCAAGCCGCGGUUGUUGAAGGGCAAAAGUCGAUCCGGGCAGCUGCCCGGGCAGCUGUGAGAAAAGCGAGGGAGGCAGAAGAAGCAGCUCUGUUUGAAGUGGGUGUGGCAAGGCAGAGAGGGGGGAGGGAGAAGGCGGGAGGAGCAGCUGGGUGGGGCACUGUGGAGGGGACGACAGGAAGCAGCAGAUUGCCCCAAGGUACGUGUGAGGGCUUUUGA